UGCUCUGCUCUUUCAACCAUUGAUCAUCACCUUUCUUCAAGGAUGAAAAGUCAAAAUAGUCGAUUCCAUAGCACGAAAGUUGCCGAACUGAAGCGUUUCAUCUAAGGAACUAAUGAAUUUAUUGGCAUCAAAAUCAAGUUUCAAAUGGCUCUUCCUACCACCCUCUCCUCUUCUCUCCGAAUGAACCAAUCUCUCUACAUCUUUGUAUCUUCUCUUUCACAGGCUCCGAUUAAUUUCGUAUGUAAGAUGAUCAAGCCGGCAAGACCCGACGGCCGGAGAUUCAUAAUCACCUCCUUCUUCUUCAUUCUCUUUCUCUGUGUCUUGGCUUCCCUCAACGAAGUCCGAUUCGAUAGUCUACUCAAGUUCGGGAGAUGCGCUCUCUCCAAAAUGCCACAUCAAGCGCGGAUAUCUGAAAAUUUUGCGACGUCGGUAAGCGACUCGUCGUCCGGGGACGAUAUCAGAAUUCUUCUAGGCAUCUUAACGCUUCCCGACCAGUACCACCGCCGUCACUUCCUCCGCCUCAUCUACGGUACGCAGUCUCCGGCCGGCGCCAAAGUCGACGUGAAGUUCGUCUUCUGCAACCUCACCAAGGAAGAUCAGAAAGUUCUGGUCGCCCUAGAGAUAAUGCGGUACGACGAUAUCAUUAUACUCGACUGCAAAGAGAACAUGAACAAGGGUAAGACUUACACCUACUUUUCGAGCUUGCCGGAGAUGCUAAACAGCUCCGACCGGCCAUACCCGCCGUACCAUUACGUGCUGAAGGCCGACGACGACGCGUAUUUCAGGUUAGAAAACCUGGUGGAGUCACUGAAGCCCUUGCCCAGAGAAGAUCUGUACUAUGGCUAUGUUAUUCCAUGCCCUAGCAUGGACCCUUUCGUUCAUUACAUGUCUGGAAUGGGAUUUCUGGUUUCUUGGGACAUAGUUGAGUGGAUUAGGGUUUCUGAUAUACCGAAGAACAAUCUUGAAGGUCCGGAAGACAAGAUUUUUGGGCAAUGGAUGAGAGAUGGCCACCGGGCAAAGCAUCGGUUCAAUGCUAAGUGGUCGAUGUAUAAUUAUCCGGAGCCGCCGACGAGAUGUACGCACGAGCUCUGGCCGGACACCAUUGCCGUUCAUCUUCUGAAGAAUCAGGAGAAGUGGAUCCAUACAUUGACGUAUUUCAAUGUCACCCAGAAUUUGAAGCCUUCGAAACUGUAUCAUAUACCUUAGGUACCAACAAUAUGAAUAACUAUAGAUUUUGGUAAAAUUAAUUCUUUUAUAUCCAGCAGUGUACGUAUUCAGAUUUUGGCUCUCUUUGUUUGUGAUUUUGGCAUACAAAAAUGAGAACUACUUGUCUAGGCAGCUCUUGGCGUUCCUAGCUAGCUAGGAUUAAUUAAUCAUGCCAUUUGUAUUGCAUUUGAAAGAAAGAACUGGAUUUAUACUUUUCUAAUCUAAUCUACUCAACAAAUUCAUGGCAUUCCAUCAGUUUAUUUUAAUGUGGAAUCAAUAACUUGCAUAAUAGAAAGCAUCUGGGUCGACUAUGAGUUUA
Messenger RNA from Diospyros lotus (date-plum), 1525 nucleotides. RefSeq lists its product as uncharacterized. Bases 145 to 1206 code for a protein of 353 amino acids. Gene Ontology annotation, cellular component: Golgi membrane. The record is from RefSeq and is a predicted model, not a curated record. Gene Ontology annotation, molecular function: hexosyltransferase activity. Lineage: Eukaryota; Viridiplantae; Streptophyta; Magnoliopsida; Ericales; Ebenaceae. The transcript is spliced from 2 exons.